Taeniopygia guttata (zebra finch) is the source of this 3360-nucleotide messenger RNA. RefSeq names its product phenylalanine hydroxylase (gene PAH). Lineage: Eukaryota; Metazoa; Chordata; Aves; Passeriformes; Estrildidae. Gene Ontology annotation, biological process: L-tyrosine biosynthetic process; L-phenylalanine catabolic process. The record is from RefSeq and is a predicted model, not a curated record. Gene Ontology annotation, molecular function: phenylalanine 4-monooxygenase activity; iron ion binding.
UAAAUACCUUUGCACAGAUCUCUGGCCACUGCAGUUAAGUCAGAAGGCUUUACCUGCUGUAGUGAGGGGGCCUCCCUGUGUGGGCAUUGCUGCCUCUGCAACAUGGACUCACCGCACUGCAAAAUGAAUGGUGACUCUUUCCAGGAAACUAGCUACAUUGAAGACUCCCCCAGUAAAAAUGGUGUGAUUUCUUUGAUUUUCUCCCUGAAAGAAGAAGUUGGGGCAUUGGCUAGAGUCCUGCGCACAUUUGAGGAAAAAGGUAUAAACUUGACCCACAUUGAGUCCCGACCUUCCCGUCUCAACAAAGAUGAGUAUGAAUUCUUCAUCAACUUGGAAGGCAAGAAUGUCCCAGCACUGGACAAGAUCAUCAAGUCCUUGAGAAGUGACAUUGGAGCAACAGUCCAUGAGCUCUCACGAACAAAGAAGAAGGACACUGUACCGUGGUUCCCAAGAAGUAUCCAGGAGCUGGACAGGUUUGCCAAUCAGAUCCUAAGCUAUGGAGCAGAAUUGGAUGCUGAUCAUCCUGGGUUCAAAGAUCCUGUGUACCGGGCCCGGAGGAAGGAGUUUGCAGAUAUUGCCUACAACUACAGACAUGGCCAACCUAUUCCUCGUGUCACCUAUACAGAAGAAGAAAAGAAAACGUGGGGUACUGUCUUCAGGGAGCUGAAGAGUCUGUAUCCAACUCAUGCUUGCUAUGAACACAACCAUGUGUUCCCACUGCUGGAGAAGUACUGUGGCUACAGGGAGGACAAUAUUCCCCAGCUUGAAGAUAUUUCAAAUUUCUUGCAGAGCUGCACUGGGUUUCGGCUGCGGCCCGUUGCAGGCUUGCUCUCCUCGCGGGAUUUCCUGGCUGGGCUGGCGUUCCGAGUGUUCCACUCCACGCAGUACAUCCGCCACGCCUCCAAGCCCAUGUACACCCCGGAGCCUGAUAUUUGUCAUGAGCUGCUAGGACACGUGCCUCUUUUUGCUGAUCCCAGUUUUGCUCAGUUUUCCCAGGAAAUUGGACUGGCAUCUCUGGGAGCUCCAGAUGAUUUCAUCGAGAAACUUGCUACGGUUUAUUGGUUUACAGUUGAGUUUGGACUUUGUAAGGAAGGAGAUUCCCUCAAGGCUUAUGGUGCAGGGCUGCUGUCUUCAUUUGGGGAGCUGCAGUAUUGUUUAUCAAGUAAGCCUGAGAUUCAGCCUCUUGUCCUGGAGAAGACUUCUGUGCAGAAGUACUGUGUUACUGAGUUCCAGCCUAUCUACUAUGUUGCUGAAAGUUUUAAAGAUGCAAAAGAAAAGCUAAGGAAAUUUGCUCAAACAAUCCCUCGUCCUUUCUCUGUUCGGUACAAUCCCUACACACAGAGGAUUGAAGUUUUGGACAAUGCAAAGCAGCUGAAGAACUUAGCUGACACGAUCAAUAGUGAGAUUGGGAUCCUUUGCAAUGCCCUCCAGAAGAUCAAAUGAAGAUUUGCUGUAACUUGCUAGUGACUAGAAGCUAUCAUGUGCAAAUGCCAGUCUUGAUCUAGCCUCAGCAUAUUAUCUUCUGGUGAACUGCAUCAAUAAUUAUGUUAUAUAUCUUAAUUAUUAGAGAUUAGCAGAUAAACAGACAUCUAUAGAUGACCCUCAACUCUUUUGGCCUUCAGACACUAAUCCAUUUUUUUCUUACUAAUGUAUAAAAAUUACCUUAUUCCUGGGAACCUGGGGGAAGUCUGUACAUGUUUUGUGCCAAAGGUUAACAGAAGGAGAUCUUUACCACGCAGAGCAUAAUCUGCUGCUCCUGUGAGGUCUGGGACCAGGGAUGGGACGUCAAUGGUGAACAGAAUGAUCCACCUUGCCUUCUCCCACAGUCACUCUCCACUCAGUGCCUCCUGCCUCCCAGUUUUCCAAGGUUCCCAUUGAGUCUGGCACUCUACACCUUUCAGGGUAUGCAGGGGAGAUUUCUCUCAACAGGCAUACUCAACAACUCACAGUGGAUGGCUGAUGUGAGAAGGCUAUAUUUUCUUUGUGUGUGUCCUUCCCUGAGAGGUGUAUCUUAAUUUUCUGGUCUCACAACCUAGAAGGUGGAUACCAGCACCUUGGAAAUGGAGAGGAAGUGCCUGUUACAAUUAAGCUGAAGCUCCUAACUCACUGUAUCUUGGCUUGAGUCCCCAGCAAAGCCAUGGAAAGCCUGGGUCAGCUGUGUCCCAGUCUAACUGCAUUCAAACCCAAACAUGUUAUCUUUCAAGACAGGUCCUAAGUAACAACACCUUUUUGUAUGUCCACUGCCCAUUUCCUGGAGUAUAUCUCAGCUGAAUCACAAAAUGGAACCAAAGGUGGCUCCAGCUUAACUCAGUGGCUGAACAUGGAGAGAGAAGAGUUUUGCUGUUCAGGAAGCUGUUUCUGUAUUUAACCAAUAAAUUUCACUCAAAUCAGCUAAUUGCACUUUUGGACUGGUCCACAUUAUAUAGUGCCUCCUGGUUGAAGGAGGGAACUCAGCAUUGGAUCAUUGGAGCAGAAUGGAGCAAAGCAAAACUGAACUGCAUUUCCAGCCUCAAGUAAUUUUGCAUCAUGACACUUAACAUGGCUUGGGGUCACAUUUCUCUUAGAAGAUUGAAAAAUGGAGAGGGAUUUGAAAGCCCAUGAGUCUCAUACCUUUAUUAGUAUUAAUUUUGGAUUUAUAGUUUGAAAAUCAAUACUGCUUUAAUGUAAGCAUCAUCCUUUAGGAAGAUAGAAGGUACAGUUCUUUUCCUUAUAUAUAUGGUGUGUAAUAACAUUAAUUUAGGGAUACCAGCUGGAACCCUUUUCAAUAGACAUAUAUUUAUGCAAAAUGGUAUCAUUUUGGUGCUUUGAAGUAUCCUUUUUUAUCUCAGUAUCUUUUUAUUCCUUUUUUUCUCAUCACAAUGUCUCCCUAGAUCUUUCAAACACACUUGACAUGUAUUUUCAGUGUAAAAGUAGCCCAUAUUUUUAUCUCUUAAUAUAAUAGAACCUCUGAGGUAACUGUAUGCUACAAAGAGGCAAUUUCAUCCCAAGGGUAAAGUCUUUCAAACUAAUCCUCAGAGAGCUUUCCAAGCUCCUCUGCUUCUGGCUUAAAUGACAGCAGCAGUAGUUCUAUAGUGAUAUUGAGAGCUCAGGAUUCAUUAUUUUCUUUUAUGUGCAAGUGGAAUAGUUAGAGAAUAUUGAUGCCACAUUUCUGAUUCUCUGUCCCUUAAUGCAGGUUUAAAUGAGCAAUAGCUCCAGCCAAAGCAGCAUAGCAUGGCUGCUCAGCAAGACAGAUGAGAAAAAAAUAAAUAUUCAGUAUUUUAAAAGCAGAGGAAAUGUAUGGAAAGUAGAUUUUCUUGCAGAACAAAUAAUCUUGUACCUAAGUACUUUAAAUACUACAAAUAAAUCACAUUUUAAAUAGUA